AUGGCAUCCAGCACGCACCUCGACUUGAAGUCGACCUUGGCGAGCCUCCCUCCAUCACCGCCAGCCGACCUGCGAUCUCAAGUCCAGACGCUUCUGCGCGACCCAAAGUCCAAGGUUCCCAUCCUAGUCGCCCUCGACGACGACCCGACCGGCACCCAGACCUGCCACGACAUCAACGUGCUUACCGUAUGGGAUACGCCAACCCUCGUGUCCGAGUUCCGCGCCACCGGGCGCGGCGGCGGAUUCUUCAUCCUGACCAACUCGCGGGCCCUGCACCCAGGCCCAGCCCGAGCCCUGAUCACCGAGAUAUGCGCCAACCUCAAGGCCGCCUCGGCCGAGACAGGCACGCCCUUUGAGAUUGUCCUCCGCGGCGACAGCACUCUGCGCGGUCACUUCCCCCUCGAGGCCGAGGCCGCAGAGGACGUGCUCGGCGUGGCCGACGCCUGGCUUCUCUGCCCGUUCUUCCUGCAGGGCGGCCGGUACACGAUCGACGAUGUGCAUUACGUCGCAGAAGGAGAAGAGCUUGUGCCAGCGGCCGAGACCCCGUUCGCCAAGGACGCAACUUUUGGGUACAAGAGCUCGAAUCUGAGAGACUACGUUGUUGAGAAGAGCAAAGGCGCGAUACCUCAAGACCGGGUCACGAGCCUCAGUCUCGACAUCAUCAGGAAUGGUGGGUCGGGCAAGGUGCUGGAGCAGCUCAAGAGCGUCGCCAAGGGCACCGUCGUCGUAGUCAAUGCAGCUGCAGAGGCCGACGUCGACGUGGUCAUCUUGGCACUCCUCAAGGCCGCGAGCGACGGGAAGAGGUUCUUGUUCCGGACUGGAGCCGCCUUUGUUUCCGCGCGUCUCGGCAUUGCGCCGAUUCCUCCCGUCUCAGCCAGGCAACUCCAUCUGUCUGGGGCUGCUGGCGGGCUCAUAAUCGCUGGCUCAUAUGUGCCCAAAACGACAGCGCAACUAGAUGUUCUGAGGACAAGGAGUGGGGACAACUUGAAGAGUGUGGUUAUUGAUGUCGGCACGCUUCUGAAAUCGGAAGACAGCGCUCGAGACGAAAUGGCAAAAGCCGUCAAGACCGCCGAGGAAGAAAUCCAACGUGGUCAGGAUGUGUUAGUAAUGACGAGCCGUGAGCUCAUUACUGGUGGCGAUGAAGCUCAGAGCUUGGAUAUCGGCUCCACCGUAGCCAAGGCACUGGUGUCAUUCCUUGUUGACCUGAAGACCAAGCCGCGCUACGUCAUUGCAAAGGGCGGCAUCACGUCGUCAGACAUGGCGACGAAGGGGUUGAGGAUGAAGAAGGCGGCCAUCAUAGGUCAGGCAGCCCCGGGCGUCCCCUUGUGGCGCUGCGACGAGCCAACUGCCAAAUGGCCUGGCCUGCCAUAUGUGGUAUUUCCUGGAAAUGUCGGCUCCAACGACACCUUGUAUGAUGUUGUAGAGGGUUGGAGAGUGAACUGA
Messenger RNA from Anthostomella pinea, 1443 nucleotides. Lineage: Eukaryota; Fungi; Ascomycota; Sordariomycetes; Xylariales; Xylariaceae. The record is from the annotation of a GenBank genome assembly.